GGAGGAGGAGGAGGAGGAGAGGGACGAGGGGGAGGAGGAGGAGGAGGAGGAGGAGAAAAACCGACCAAAACACAAAACGGCUGAACCGGCCUGACAGCCUCCCCCUUCCCCUUUCCCCCUCGUGGUGAGAAGACGCUGAGACAAUGUUCUACGCCCACUUCGUCCUCAGCAAACGUGGGCCGCUGGCCAAGAUCUGGCUGGCGGCCCACUGGGACAAGAAGCUGACCAAAGCCCACGUGUUCGAGUGCAAUCUGGAGAGCAGCGUGGAGAGCAUCAUCUCACCCAAGGUGAAAAUGGCUUUACGGACAUCGGGGCACCUGCUGCUGGGGGUGGUUAGGAUCUACCACAGGAAGGCCAAGUACCUGCUGGCAGACUGUAAUGAGGCCUUCAUCAAGAUCAAGAUGGCGUUUAGACCAGGUGUGGUGGAUCUUCCAGAGGAGAACAGAGAAGCAGCCUACAACGCCAUCACUCUCCCUGAGGAGUUCCACGACUUCGACCAGCCACUGCCCGACCUCGAUGACAUUGACGUGGCUCAGCAGUUCAACUUGAACCAGAGCAGAGUGGAGGAGAUCACCAUGAGAGAGGAGGUGGGCAACCUCAACCUGCUGCAGGACAAUGACUUUGCUGACUUCGGGAUGGACGACCGCGAGAUGAUGCGGGAGGAGAGUGCGUUCGAGGUGGACAUCAUGGCGACGUCAGCUUCCAACCUGCUGCUGGAGGCUGAGGGCGUGGCUAAUCCGAUGGUGGACAAGUCCAACCACCUGGAGUACGACGACCACUACAAGGACGACUUCGGGGACAACCCCAUGGAGAGCAGUGAGGGAGGCAUGCUGGUGGACAAGCUUCUGAGCAACGAGGACGGGGGUGGCAUCUUUGACGACCCUCCCGCCAUCACAGCGAGCGUGAUGAUGCCUCAGGACCACGGAGAUGACGACGAUGACUUUGACGCACUCUCAGCGGGAGCUCCAGACAGUCCAGACUCAGGCCCAACAGAGCCUCUACCAGUCAUGGCAGACCAGACGGAACAGACGGCGCUGGUUCACAACGAGGAAGAAACCUUCGCCCUGGAGCCGAUUGACAUCACAGUGAAGGAGACCAAGGCAAAGCGAAAGAGGAAGUUGAUUGUGGACAGCGUGAAGGAGUUGGACAGUAAAACCAUCCGUGCGCAGCUCUCUGACUACUCAGACAUCGUCACCACGCUGGACCUGGCGCCUCCCACCAAGAAGCUGAUGAUGUGGAAGGAGACCGGGGGGGUCGAGAAGCUCUUCUCCCUGCCAGCUCAGUCUCUCUGGAACAUGAGGCUGCUCAAGAUGUUCACAAGGUGCCUGACGCCGCUGGUACCUGAUGAGCUGAGGAAGAGGAGGAAAGGCGGCGAGGCCGACAGUCUGGACGAGUUCCUCAAAGAUCUGGAGAAUCCAGAGGUCCCCAGAGAGGAAACAACAGGUCCCCAGCAGAGAGACAUCAUGGACCAGACCAUCAUGGAGGAGGCCAGCGUGCUUCAGCCUGCAGCUGUGGAGGGCAGCAGGACAACGCUGGACGAGUCAGUGAUGCCGCCACCAUCUUCCCAACGAGGCAUGAAACGCAAAUCCCAGGACACAGAGCCAGACCUGCCUAUGGGAGCUUUGGAUGAGCAGCAGCAGCAGCAGCAGCAGCAGUUGGAGACAUCCUCCAAUGUGGAUUUGCCUCCAGAGGAGACCAUCACCACAAACAUCAGUCAGCUGAUAGAGUUGGACCUGCUCGUUGACAAGAAGAAGAACGAUGACGACUCUGAUGAAGAGGAGGAGGAGGCGCAGGGAGACCAAGACCAGGAGGAGAGGAGGUGGAACAAAAGGACCCAGCAGAUGCUCCAUGGCCUCCAGCGGGUGAUGGACAAAACAGGCACCCAGUCGAUCAGCCUGCUGGACCUGUGCUGCAACAACAACAAGAAGCAGGCGGCAGCCAAGUUCUACAGCUUCCUGGUUCUGAAGAAGCAGCAGGCGGUGGAGCUGGUCCAGGAGGAGCCUUACAGUGACAUCAUCGCCACGCCUGGACCUCGCUUCCACAUCAUCUAGAAAACUUCCCUUAACCUUUGGUUUGUGUGUUAACUUCAUAAAAGCUUAAUUUAUUUAUUUGAGUUUAUUGACUUUGUUUUAGAAGUGAUGUGGUUUUGUUUUUUUUGUACUGGUGAUGUAUUUAUUUUAAUUUUCUGUCUGAAAUACUACAGAAAGAUUCUACCAAUCUGCACUUCAAUGUUUGGAGUUGCUUUUACUCGUCUAUCUUAAGAUUUGUUUACAGUAGAAGACGACUGUGUGUUUGUGCUCUGAUAACUGAAUCGAAUGUCCCACUGCUGCAUGAAGAACAUCUCAUCUGCAGUGUUGUCAUGUACACAGGCAUCAGUCAAAAAGAAGCAUGCACUAUAUCCGGGUUCUGCAGGAGUACAGUUAAACAGUUACUAAAAUAGUGAUUUGCAAACUCAACCAGCAAUUAAACAUUACACAACUGUAGCGUAGCACUUAAAGCAUAACAAACUCUGCUUGCUAGAGCUGUGUCCCAAAUCUGCACAAGCAGGACUUACAGUGUGACGCUUGUUUGAACUAGACAAAACAAAGUAGACAAAGACAAACAGUAGAACUUUUAAGGUGCUGUUGUUGUACACUAUUCUCCUACGAUACAUUUCACAAAGCUUCUUGUAAAAAUAAUAAUAACUAUUUGCUGAUGAAAGAGCUGGAGAACAGCUUAAAUACGACUACUGGACAAUCGAAAUACACGGCAUUGAUUUUCUAAAGACAGUUUGAUUGAUGUCUGAUGCCACAUUUGUUUGUAAUAAAUAGCUGAGAAUGCUGGUUUCCUCUAA
Paralichthys olivaceus (Japanese flounder) is the source of this 2833-nucleotide messenger RNA. It is a transcript of the gene rad21b, whose product is annotated as RAD21 cohesin complex component b. The record is from RefSeq and is a predicted model, not a curated record. Gene Ontology annotation, molecular function: protein binding; chromatin binding. Gene Ontology annotation, cellular component: meiotic cohesin complex. Lineage: Eukaryota; Metazoa; Chordata; Actinopteri; Pleuronectiformes; Paralichthyidae. Gene Ontology annotation, biological process: sister chromatid cohesion; replication-born double-strand break repair via sister chromatid exchange.